AUGGAAGCGUGGCUUCCCGUCGGCAAUCGAUCGGCUCCGGUCAGUAAUCCGGCAACUGCUGCGGCAAACGCUGCCAACCCCAAUCCCGCUCAGGAAGUUCCCGCUGCUAUUGGAGAGGUGAAUUUCAACCCCGAUCUUCAAUCCAAUCCCUAUUUCUUGCACGCAAACGAAAAUCCAGCGCUGGUGCUCGUGUCUACCCCGAUGGAUGGCUCGAACUACCAUCCCUGGGCUCGAGCAAUGACAAUGGCUCUAUCCUGUAAAAACAAACUUGCGUUUGUCAAUGGAACCAUCACCAAGCCUGCAAUAGGCGAUCGAAAGUAUGAUGUCUGGGAACGUUGCAACAACACAGUGGUAUCAUGGAUUGUCCGAUCGUUGUCCCCGACUAUUGGCCGAAGUGUGCUUUGGAUAGACACGGCGUAUGGAAUCUGGAAUGACUUGAAACGACGAUUCAGUCAACAAGACCUAUUCCGGAUUGCGGAGAUUAAAUGUGAAAUUUAUCGAACGAAACAGGAAGAAGGCUCUCUGAAUGAAUAUUUCACGAAACAUAAACUGUUAUGGGAUGAGUUAAUGAUCCUCAGGCCUACCAUGCUGUGCGGAUGCAAUCCAAAAUGUCAAUGUGGAAAAAGAAUUGACGAGAUGAAUGAACAGGCAGAGAAGGAUAAACUCUCUGUUUUUCUGAUCGGGUUGCAUGAUAGGUACACUGGAGCUAGAAACCAGAUCAUGCUCAUGAAACCCUUGCCUGAUGUGUGUGAAGCAUAUUCGAUGAUAGCACAACAAGAAAGGCAAUUUUAG
This is a messenger RNA of Ipomoea nil (Japanese morning glory), 792 nucleotides long. RefSeq lists its product as uncharacterized. The transcript has a single exon. Lineage: Eukaryota; Viridiplantae; Streptophyta; Magnoliopsida; Solanales; Convolvulaceae. The record is from RefSeq and is a predicted model, not a curated record. Bases 1 to 792 code for a protein of 263 amino acids.